This is a messenger RNA of Maudiozyma saulgeensis, 1863 nucleotides long. The record is from the annotation of a GenBank genome assembly. Lineage: Eukaryota; Fungi; Ascomycota; Saccharomycetes; Saccharomycetales; Saccharomycetaceae.
AUGGCUACUCACGCACAAGAAACAUUCCAUGCAUUUCAAAAUGCAGUGGCUCAUAAUAUGAGUAAUUUUGAUGAAGCUUUAAUGUCUGACGAUGAAGAAGAAGAUUAUUGUCCAUUAUGUAUUGAACCAUUAGAUAUUACGGAUAAGAAUUUUUUCCCAUGUCCUUGUGGUUAUCAAAUUUGUCAAUUUUGUUAUAAUAAUAUUAGACAAAAUCCUGAAUUAAAUGGUAGAUGUCCAGCAUGUCGUAGAAAAUAUGAUGAUGAAGGUGUACGAUACGUAGUAUUAACCGCUGAAGAGAUUAAAAUGGAAAGAUCUAAUCAAGCUAAAAAAGAUCGUGAAAGAAAACAGAGAGAGAAAGAACGUAAAGAAAAUGAAUUUAGUAAUAGAAAACAUCUAGCUGGUGUUAGAGUAAUUCAAAAAAAUUUAGUUUAUGUUGUUGGUGUUAAUCCACAAGUUCCUUAUGAUGAAGUUUCAACUACUUUAAGAUCAGAUAAAUAUUUUGGUCAAUAUGGUAGAAUUAAUAAAAUCGUAGUCAAUAGGAAAAAUCCACACGGUGGUGAUAAUUCUCAUCAUCAUACACCGGGGUAUGGUGUUUAUAUUACAUUUGCAUCAAAGGAUGACGCUGCUAAAUGUAUUGCUAAAGUAGAUGGUACUUACAUGGAUGGAAGAUUAAUCAAAGCUGCCUAUGGUACAACAAAAUAUUGUUCUUCAUAUUUAAGAGGUUUAUCAUGCCCAAACCCAAAUUGUAUGUUCUUACAUGAACCUGGUGAAGAAGCUGAUUCAUUUAAUAAAAGAGAAAUGCAUGGUAAGCAACAACAACAACAGCAACAACAGCAGCAUAGCGCUCCUGUUGGAAGUGGUUCCUCCGCUGGUAAUAUUUAUGGCAAACCUUCUUCAGGAAAUAUUAUUAACAAUGGUUUAUCCUCACUGAAUACUUAUACAUCUGCAUCACCUUCUCCUGCAUUAGCAAAAGCUCAGUUACAUAAUGAUGGUAAUCUCGGUAAUGCUGUAUUGACUCCUGCUCCAAAACCAAGUGGUGCAAACCCAUGGGGUGUAAGUCAAUCAUCUACACCAGUGACAUCAUUGAAUUUAUCCAAGAACAUUAGUGGUAAUCAUCUACCAACAUUAGCCGAUACUUUAGCAUCUCAUAAUAAUUCUCAAACAGCUUUACAAUCUAAUCUUCAAAGCAAUGAUAUUGAAAACAAUGCUACAAAUAAUACUACUUCUACCACUACUAGCUCUACUACAACUAAUGAAAAAUCUCAUGGUAAGAAGAAAAAUAACAAUACAACAACUGAACAAAAUUAUGUUGAUCCAUAUGAUUCUCUUGGUAGUGCAGUUAAGUUUAUGGAUGAAACUAUUAAGAAAUUUUCAUCAUAUGAAAAUUGUAAUAUUAAAUUAAAAUCAAGUGUCACAAAGAAUCCAACGUACCAUAAUUAUCCUUCAUUAUUUACAUGGAAGAACGUUGAACCAUCUAAGAAAUGUGAUAAAAUAUUAACCAAAAAAUUGAUAGAUAUCUUAGCCAUAAAACCAACUGAUUACUCUACCUCAGUAUUACAAUUCUUACAAUCAGUUAGUAACAGUAAUGCUAAUAACCCUAAUACAACUCCAUUACCAUUACCAUUAGAUGGUGAAUUAAGUUCAAGUUCUGGUACACCAUUACCUCAAAGUAAUAUUAAUUUACAAAUCCAACCACCCCAAGGUAUCAAUGUGGGUAGAACUAUGCCAACAUCCCCACCUGGAAUGUUUUCCAAUGGUAAUACACCAGAUGGUCUUGGUAAAGACAAUAGUACUCCAACUAACAAUUCUUCUGAUCUAUUAAAUCAAUUAAUCAAUGGCAGAAGUGUUGCAGCAAACAACUAA